This is a messenger RNA of Meloidogyne enterolobii, 438 nucleotides long. NCBI's taxonomy places the organism in Eukaryota, Metazoa, Nematoda, Chromadorea, Rhabditida, Meloidogynidae. The record is from the annotation of a GenBank genome assembly.
UUGUCGCCUUUCGCGACAACAAUUCCAAGUUUAGGUUAUAUGACAUUGGAGAUCUCGUCUGUACAACCGACGUAUUCUAUGGACUUUACUGCUAGUGGACAUGAUCUAUUUUCAUUACUCUAUAAUAUUUUGGAUACCUGUCUUUACAAUUUUUCGACAGAGCCAUUCUUUAUCGGUUCUUCAGCGCAAGUUCUUGAUUUGAAUUGCCACAAUGUUUCUUCAGAAACUAAAGAAUUUUCGAUACAUUUACGUGUUUGGGGGGAAUCAUUCGAUUUAAAAAAGCAUCCGCCUGGGACUGAAGUUAAGGCUAUUACUUACUCUAAUAUGCAGAUAAUUGUUGGGGGACGGAGGUUAAAUCAAAGUGGAGAAGAAAGUCUAAGAGUUUUAAAUGAUGAAAAAAAUAAUAAAACAGAAAUAUUUGUAAUUAUUGAUAUUUAA